GCUCCUCUCAUUGGCUGCGACCGCAGCUUCUCUCCCACACGUGUUGCGAUUGGCUCCGAGCUCUGGGGCGGGAUUUCCGGGCGGGGACAACGCCGGCUCGUCAUUGGUUGGCUCUGUCCUUGCCCUGGGAGCAAGUCCCGGGCGAGUCCAUGUGGUUUCUGCCGGGGAGGCCGGUGAUGCUGGGGUAACCAUGGCGACCCUUUUCAGUCACGAUGGGGCCGAGGUGGUCCAGAGGGCCCUGGCUGUCAAGGAGUCGAGCGGCAGGACCCCUGCCGAGGCCCUCGAUGCGUUCUACGAGCUGGAGCGAGCCGCGGCCUUCGUCACAGCGAGCGGGUUUCGCAGGGUUGCCCUGCAGUUCCCCGACGAGCUCCUGGCAGAUUCAGCCGCCGUUGCAGCCAAGAUGGAGGAGGCGACCGGCAGCAAAAUGUACAUCCUGGGGGACACGUCGUACGGCAGCUGCUGUGUGGACGAGGUGGCUGCGGAGCACGUGGGGGCAGAGGCCGUGGUGCACUACGGCCCAGCGUGUCUCAGCCCUUGCAGGAAGUUGCUGGUGCUGCACGUGUUUGGCCAGCAGCCCCUGGACACGGAGCGCUGCGCUGGGGCCUUCCGGGAGCUCUACCCUGACCGCCAGAGCCACGUGGUGGUGCUGAGUGACGUGGUCUACGCCCACGCGCUAGGUGAGCUGGAGCAGCUGCUGGGCCCGGAGUACCCCCAUGUCGUCUUCUCCCGCCUGGCGAGUGACGAGGCCCCUGACCGCCCGCAGGGCCCGGGGCUGGUGCGGCAGUUCGGGCGCCUCUUUGCAGUGGAGGCGCAGAGCGGGCUGAAGGGCUACGCCAUGUUCUACGUGGGCGCCGAGGGCCUGGCCCUCACCAACUUCAUGCUGAGCUGGAACCGCUGCCCCUUCAGCUCCUUCAACCCGGCCACGGGCCAUGGCCGGCGCGAGAGCCUCGACAGCAACCGGGCGCUGCUGAGGCGCCUCUACCUGGUGGAGCGGGCACGGGACGCCCGCGUGGUGGGCAUCCUGGUGGGCACGCUGGGCGUGGCCGGCUACCUCUCCAUCCUGGAACACUUGCGGGGCAUCCUGAGCCGGGCCGGCAAGCGCAGCUACACCCUGGCCAUGGGCAAGCUGAGCCCCGCCAAGCUGGCCAACUUCCUGGAGGUGGACGUCUUCGUGCUGGUGGCCUGUCCCCAGAACUCCCUGCUGGACUCCAGGGACUUCUACCGGCCCGUGGUGACACCCUACGAGCUGGAGCUGGCCUGCAACCCAGCCCGGGAAUGGAGCAGCCUCUAUGUCACUGACUUCAGAGACCUGCUGCCAGGUGGCUGUGCACAUGUCGGCUUCCCAGACACGGUCCCCGGAGAAGGCGACGUUCCCGACGUGUCGCUGAUCACUGGGGAGCUGCGCGCGGCUGGGCUCUCCAGCUCCCCGGCCCCAUCCUCCAGCUCUGCCCUGGCCUGCAGGAACCCGGCGCUCGCACUGGCCGAGAUCAGCCCGGCAGCUUCCUUCCUGGAGUCGCGCAGUUGGCAGGGCUUGGAGCAGCAGCUGGGCCAGACGCCCGUGACAAAGGCCGUGCCGGGCCGGAGGGGGAUCGCGAUCGCCUACGAAGACGAGGCUUGUGGGUGACUGUGACCCUGCGGGACGCCACUGCUGGGAGACGGGCCCUGUGGGGCUCCAGCCUCCUGCCCUGGGUCGCCCUGGGCCCGUCUGCAGCUCAGUCCUGGGGCCGGUGCCAACAGUGGCCCUCUCCCGCUGGGGCCUGGCAUUGGAGACUUGGGAGUGCAGGAUCCUUGGGGCUGCUGGUGACGCUGGCCUGGAUACAGCUGUGCCUUAGAGAACCCGAUGGCGUUCGGGGUGCGACUCCGCAGGGCAGGCGGACACCCCCGGCCCACUCCCCCACGAGCCUCCAUGGCCACCUUGGACAGAGGGCACAGGGGAGUGACCUCCCCUCCUCGCUACCCCAGCCGGCAGCUCCCAGGGGCAAGGCCUGGGCUGGGCAGGGCCUGGCCUCCGCCCUGACCCUGGGUCCCCUGCCCAGCGCCGGGGGGCAGGUAGAGGAGCUCGGCAUCCCCCCGGCUCCCCUGGCAGCGCUAGCCUGAGGACAGCGAGGCCAAGGCAGCCGUGGCUGAAGGCGGGAGGUGGCGCCCAGGCAGGCCUGGCCCGGAGCAGCAGCGCCAGGGAGCUCAUCCAAGCCGGGACAGGCCUGGGGCUGCUGCCAGAGGCUCCACGGGACGUGCCCUGGGGGGCCUGUGUGUUCCCCUCCCCCCUGCUCUGGCUGAGGGAGCCGGGUGCAGCUGGCAUGUUCGCACCCCACAGGGUGUUUGCUGGCUGCUCGCAGGGGUGCUGGGCCGUAGCCCUAGCAGGCGGUUUGUGUCCUGACUGCCGCAGCCUGGCUCACGGGCGGCCCGCGGGUAGAGGGGCACCUUGCUAUGAGCCCCAGCUCCGCCCCUUCCCCCAGCAGGGGGAGCGCCGUGUCCCCUACUCUCCGCCUCCGCAGGGGUGCCCCAGGGGCAGGGGAAGCUACACCUAGGCCCGCUCCUGAGCAGGCAUGGGCACCUCUCCUGCCAGCCACCUGCCCUGGCUGUGCCCGUGGCUCUGAGCUCCUCACAGUCUGCGGGCUAAAGGUUUGUGAAGGCGAAGCCAGGCCAGCGCUGAGGGGGCGGGGGAGUGGAGCUGACGCCUGCCACAAGCCCGCUGCUGCAGUUUGCUCCCGGUGUGGCCUUGGCCCUGGUUUAGCAGCACCUGCCAGACCAGCCGAGUGAGGGGGAGGCCCUGCUUCCAUCUGGUGCGUUGCCGGGCCUCUCGGGGGGGGUCCAGGCCUGGCAUGACCUGCCCACGUUCACAGGAUGAGUGGCAGAACCAGUAACAGCCCGGGUCUCCCCAGCGCCCAGCCCUGGGCCCCGGCUGCCCCUGUCACGCUCCCACCCAGCACCGCACCACCCCUCGCUCGCCUGCUCCUCCAGCCUGCCUGGCAGCCCCCCCGGCUCCAUCCCUGCCCCCAGGCCCGCUGGAUGGGGUGUUGCUGGCCGUCUGUGGAACCACUGAGCCUCAGUUUCCCUGCCGUGGUGACCCAGCUCUGCCCCUCCCUGUCCAAAACACGUAGGAAAUGACCUGAACACUUCGCUUCUCUCCAGCAGACCGGCCUCCCCAGCCCUGGGCCUACCUCCCCUGCCACCCACACGCACUGCCCGCUCUCCUCCUCCCUGCCCUGCCCUGCCCCCUGCUCCAACAGGGCCUUCAGGUGGUCCAUUAACCCCUUCUUGCCUGGGGUGGAAACCCGUGUGCCCCCUUACAUGGAGAGGGGCUGCAGAGGGGGGCCAGCCCUCCAGGAGUGGCCGGGGGUCACCAGGAAUUAAAGCGUAAUCUUGGGAAAGCACAUGUCAUGAUAUGAAACCUCCAGGGACACGUCCCCCCCAACACUGACAGCCCCAGCUCUGCUGGGGGGCUGUUCCCUGGCCUGGGCUGGGUGUGUCACACUCGCUGGUCACAAGGGGCCCUGCCGGCCGCUGGCACAGCACAUUACAGGGCGUGGCGCCAGGGUGCUGGCCCUAAGAAGGGCCAGACUGGGUCAAACCAAAGGUCCAUCCAGCCCCAUGUCCUGUCUGCCAACAGUGGCCACUGGCAGGGGCUCCAGAGGGAAUGAACAGAACAGGGAAUCGCCCAGUGAUCCAUCCCCUGUCGCCCAUUCCCAGCUCCUGGCAAACAGAGGCUAGGGACACCAUCCCUGCCCAUCCUGGCUAACAGCCAUCGAUGGACCUGUCCUCCAUGAAUUUAUCUAGUUCUUUUUUGAACCCCAUUAUCGUCGUGGCCUUCACAACAUCCCCUAACAACCAGUUCCACAGGUUGACUGUGUGGUGUGUGAAGAAAUACUUCCUCUUGUUUGUGUUUAACCUGCUGCCUGGAAUGAAUGAGCCACCCAAACAUGAACUCUCACCCUUUGUGAGGGGGGGGCUUUU
Messenger RNA from Caretta caretta (loggerhead turtle), 3954 nucleotides. It is a transcript of the gene DPH2, whose product is annotated as diphthamide biosynthesis 2. The record is from RefSeq and is a predicted model, not a curated record. NCBI's taxonomy places the organism in Eukaryota, Metazoa, Chordata, Testudines, Cheloniidae. Gene Ontology annotation, biological process: protein histidyl modification to diphthamide. Gene Ontology annotation, molecular function: 2-(3-amino-3-carboxypropyl)histidine synthase activity.